AUGUUAGGCCUCAACUUUGUUACUCUGGUGCUUCUGCUGAAAGCAGGCCUCGCUCUAGCGGUACCGUCAAACCAUGCAGUCCACGAGAAGCGAGCGACGAUACAUCCAAGAUGGACUAAAGCCCAACGCGUUCAUUCUAGGUCAAUAUUACCAAUGCGUAUAGGAUUAGCUCAGAGCAAUCUCGAAUAUGCCCAUCUGCACCUCCUGGACGUGUCUGACCCUGACUCGAAAAACUAUGGCAAGCACUGGACAUCCGAAGAGAUCAUCCAGUUCUUCCACCCCUCAAACGAGACGAUUGAGACGGUUCGAAAUUGGCUCGUUGACUCUGGUAUCACCAUUGAUCGUAUCGUACAUACAGACAAUAAGGCUUGGUUCGCGUUUGAUGCUACAGCUGACGAGGCAGAAAGAAUAUUGCAUACAGAGUACUACGAGUACGAAGACUCAGUCACUGGUGGCAUACUUCCUGCUUGCGAGGAAUACUAUGUACCAAUACAUGUUCAGAAGCAUAUCGAUUAUGUCACUCCUGGUAUCAAGCUAUUGGCACCUCCAAAUGCUCCAAAUUCGAAGCACGACUUGAUGCGUCGCACAGAACGGAAGAUAACACCACACAAGUUCUACCGACCGAAAGGACCCAUACAGUUUCCAAGCAGUAGUGAUCUAAGCAAGUGUGAUAGCACGAUCACGCCAGCUUGCGUUGCUGCGCUUUACAGCAUCCCACCUGCUGCUAGCUCCCGUAAACCGAAUCCUUCCAAUGUAUUGGGAAUCUACGAGUCUGAAGCUCAGUACUACUAUCAGCCAGACCUGGACCUGUUCUUCUCCAACUUUACUCCGUACAUCAAGAAUGGAACCCAUCCAACAGUGAUCUCAAUUGACGGUGGUCCGGGACCGACCAACAACACUUCUGAGGCUGGAGGUGAGGUAGAACUCGACCUUCAGCUUGCCUAUCCCAUUGUAUACCCUCAGGGGAUAAGUAUCUACCAGGAAGAUGAUGCAAUCUACGAGUUGGAUCCCAAUCAAACGUACACUUAUGGCUUCAACCAUCUGUUGGAUGCAAUUGAUGGCAGCUAUUGUACCAAAUCCUCCUAUGGAGAAACAGGAGACGAUCCCAACCUUGACCCGAUCUAUCCUGACCCAGCUCCUGGUGGCUAUAAAGGGAAGACCCAGUGUGGGGUUUACAAAUCAACCAAUGUAAUAUCUUUCUCGUACGGUGGUCAGGAAGCACACGUACCUUGGGCAUACCAAAAGCGGCAAUGUGAUGAAUAUUUGAAACUUGGCUUGCGCGGAGUGUCUUUCAUUUUUGCGUCUGGAGAUGCUGGGGUUGGCAAUUACCCCGAACCUUACAGUUUUGACGGUCCUACUGGGUGCUUAGGACCACAAGGAACGAUAUUCAAUCCUACGUGGCCAAACAAUUGUCCAUGGGUGACCAACGUCGGAGCCACUAAAGUGUAUCCGGGAAAGACAGUCUUUGAGCCGGAAAGCGCGGUCUUUGAUCCAGCUGGCCAUCCUUACCACGUCAACUUCUCGUCUGGAGGUGGUUUCAGCAACGUCUAUACCGUUCCAGACUAUCAGAAGUCUGCCGUUGACACUUUUUUCGCAAAGCACAACCCACCUUACAAGUCUUACAGCGCCAUUGUUAACAACACUGAUCUAGUCGGUACCCUUGGAUCAUAUGGUGGUAUUUAUAACCGCAUUGGUCGUGGCAUUCCUGACGUUGCUGCAGUUGGAGAUAAUAUCGCUACGUAUGUUGGUGGAGAAUUUGGUCUGUCUGGAGGGACAAGCGCAAGCUGCCCGAUUUUUGCCUCCGUUGUCAAUAGAAUAAAUGAAGAGAGGCUUGCCAUCGGGAAGACACCUGUUGGUUUUCUCAAUGCAGUCCUCUACAAGAAUCCGUGGGUCCUCAACGACAUCACAAAUGGGACUAACCCAGGAUGCGGUACAGACGGAUUCUCUGCUGUGCAAGGCUGGGAUCCGGUCACUGGGCUGGGAACGCCUAACUAUCCUAAGAUGCUUGCUUUGUUUUUGAGUCUACCAUAAGCAGAUCUAAAGCUCCGAGAUGAUCUAAGGAUAGCGCAAGCACUGUCAUGAUCCCUUUUGGCUCGAAAAAUGUAGACUCACGUUGGUCUAAGACGUAGUAAGAUAGCAUACUACGCAGUACGGAGAGUAUAUUGCAAUAUCUUCUUCUAGCUUCGGUUCUACAUGACUCCAAAGUUAAGGCGACUUUUAUUCGAGAAACCCUGUCUUCUGUUAUACGAG
Molecule: messenger RNA, 2250 nt
Organism: Pseudovirgaria hyperparasitica
Lineage: Eukaryota; Fungi; Ascomycota; Dothideomycetes; Acrospermales; Acrospermaceae
Product: putative protease S8 tripeptidyl peptidase I
Exons: 1
Coding region: 1-2031 (676 amino acids)
Biological process (GO): proteolysis
Molecular function (GO): tripeptidyl-peptidase activity; serine-type endopeptidase activity
Source: RefSeq, a predicted model, not a curated record